This is a messenger RNA of Elaeis guineensis (African oil palm), 566 nucleotides long. RefSeq lists its product as uncharacterized. The record is from RefSeq and is a predicted model, not a curated record. Lineage: Eukaryota; Viridiplantae; Streptophyta; Magnoliopsida; Arecales; Arecaceae.
UUCUUCCAGAAAUAGAAGGAGAAGGAACAACAAGUACACCAGUUAGAGAUGGUCAGGUUCGCAGAAGCCAUUGAUGGUGGGAGCAGCGGCAGCGAUGCUGUUUUCCAAUUUCGUGCAAGUUUCUUAUUGUUUUGCAUGGUUGCGGCAUCCAUCGUCUUUAUAACCUUGGCCAUCUUUGCAUGCGGUGAUGAUGACGAGAAGAGUCGCUCUGGCAAAAGACGUAGCAAAGGAGGUGGGACCAACCCUGCCGUCUGCACCACCGGCUACGUUGGUGCUGAUGGUGGAGGUGAUGGCAAUAAUGAUGGUGGCGGUGGAGGCGGAUGCGGCAGCGGUGGUGGAGGUGGUGGUGGAGGCGGAUGUGGUGGAGGUGGUUGUGGACAUCAUGGGGGCUAGGAAUCCAACGGUCAAUGCAGCAGGGAACUGAGUAGAGUAUAUGGGAGUGAGAGGCUAGGCUGAAGCAGGUGUGUCGAAGUACUGUUCUUCGGUUUACACACAGUAUCCGAAUAAUUGGGUCAUUGGUUGUAUGGCGGCUAAUGUCUGAGAAAAAGUUUCGAAGGAUUUAUUAG